Acanthopagrus latus (yellowfin seabream) is the source of this 2498-nucleotide messenger RNA. It is a transcript of the gene rrp36, whose product is annotated as ribosomal RNA processing 36. The record is from RefSeq and is a predicted model, not a curated record. Gene Ontology annotation, cellular component: nucleolus; 90S preribosome. Gene Ontology annotation, biological process: maturation of SSU-rRNA from tricistronic rRNA transcript (SSU-rRNA, 5.8S rRNA, LSU-rRNA). NCBI's taxonomy places the organism in Eukaryota, Metazoa, Chordata, Actinopteri, Spariformes, Sparidae. Bases 510 to 1862 code for a protein of 450 amino acids. The transcript is spliced from 10 exons.
UGUUAAGAAACCAGCGCCAGUUGUAGCCGACAUGGACACACGUGGAUAAUGGAGCUCCACAGAAAAGGACUUAAGUAACAACUUGAUACCAGGAAUCUGUUCCUCGCUGCUCGGCGCGUUAUUUUUACGUCACUUCCUUUGAGCCGACCAGUGUGUUUUCUUCUGGAGUUUGUGGAGGAAAAGUUGCUGCUGUGCGUCAGCAAACAUGUCUAAAGUCCAAACACUGAGAGCUUUUGUGAAGCAGCGACUCAUUGGGCCGCUGAAGAGAUCAUUGAGCUGAUGGAGAGAACGAUGGCGGAGUAGGAGGAAGAAGUGUGCCGACAACACGGACUGAUGGACGCUGCGUUCAGGCCCACAGAGCAGUCGUCCAGCAGUGCUUGGUGAGUGAAGCAGUGGUUCCCCCUGAGCUGCAGAAGAGGAGUCCACGUCUGGAGACCGAGUCAGGACCACCAGAACUGCAACACGUUAGAGAAGAACAGCAGAGAGCGCCGGAGGACAUUCCCGUCACCAUGAAGACUGUAGAGGACAGUGAAGACAGACUUCAGCCCUCACAGCUUCAUCAGAGCACCCAAACUAAAGAGAACAGAGAUGCAGAACUCUGGAAAACAGAAGCCGAUGGACAGGACUGUGGAGGACCAGAACCAGCCAGGAACUUUACUCCAGACACAACGUCGCCCUCUGAACGUGAGAACAAUGACAGCCGUGACAACACCAGAGAACCUCAGUCAUGUUUAAACUCACUGCAAAGAAACGAAGAACCUCUGAUUCCCACAAACGCAGAGACGAUGGACGAUGAGAAGCAGCGACAGCAGCUGACGGCCUCCAGGAAGAAACACACGGUGGAGAGCAGCAGUGACGACGAAGACUCUGAUGUGGAGAAGAACUUCAUCCUGCUCACUGAGAGAGGAGGAGGAGGAGCUGCUGAGGAGGGAGAGCAGCACCAUGAGGGGGAGGAAGAGGAGGAAUUAAGUGAUGAUGAUGAUGAUGAUGAAGAUGAUGAUGAAGAGUCUGAUGGUGAAGAAGAAGAGGUGGAGGAGGGAUCAGAUGCUGGUGAAGAGGAGGAAGAUGAUGAAGAGGAGGAAGAUGGUGAAGAGGAGGAAGAUGGUGAAGAGGAGGAAGAUGGAGACAGUGAAGCCUCAGUUUCUCAUGAUGAUGAUGAUGAUGAUGAAGGAGAGGAGGCUGGCGGCAGCAGUGAGAUCCAGACGAGAGAAGACAUUAAACAGGAACUCUCCAACAUGUCCUUUGAGGACAUUUUGAAGCUGCAGAACAAAGUUGGAACCAAAGUUUACAACGAGGUCGCUUACGGCGGCAACAAGAGCCAAAAGUCCUGCAAGAAGAAACGACUGAACAAGAACAGGCCGAUGGAGGUUUCAGCCAAGAGACCGGCUCCGUUCCUCCGUCAGGUCGUCUCCGUCAGGAAGCCGAUGUUCAGAGAUCCUCGAUUCGAUGACCUGUCGGGAGAAUACAAGCCGGAGAUUUUUGAGAAGACGUUUAAAUUCAUCAAUGACAUCAAACACAGAGAGAAGGAGGUCAUCCAGAAGCAGCUGCACAAGGCGAAGAACAACCACAAGAGGACGGAGAAACUGCAGUUCCUCCUGAAGAGGAUGGAGAACCAGGAGCGAGCGAGGGCGAGCCGAGAGCAGCAGAGAGAGAGAGAGCUGCACUUCAAGAGGCUGCAGAGGGAGCGAGCCAAUCAGGGCGCACGGCCGUUCUUCCUCAAGAACUCCGAGAAGAAGAAGCUGCAGCUGGCUGAGAAAUACGAGGCGCUGAAGAAGAGUGGCAAGCUGGAGAACUUCCUGAGCAAGAAGAGGAAGAGGAACGCCGGCAAGGACCGCAGGAAGCUGCCCAAACAGGCUGCAUGAGGCGUUCAGGGACACCUGAACCCGAGAGCCUCUGUUGGACCCUCAGAACAUCCAGCCUGUAAUGAGUCGGGUCAGCCUGCAGGUGGAGCUGUGAGUCUGAGGCGAUGAAGGGCUUCAUAGGUUUGUUUUUAUCUGAUGGUUGGUGAGUUCAGUGACCCUCGGACAUCCCAACGUUCAGGAGCGUCCAAGGACUUAUUUUCCUUUCCUGGAUCUUUCAGCCUCGUCUGUCUUCACGUGUCUACAGACAGGAAACGGAACACUGAAGCCUCCUGUUGAUCCACGUGUCAGUGCUGCCAGUUUACCUGGUGUGUAAAGUACAUCACACACUAUGUAUUACUCAAAACACGUGUUAUUUUGGAUUCUGAUGUACAGUUUUCAUUUGUUCUGCCGUGUAGUUUUGCAGCUUUUCCAACACUUUCACAAAAAAUGCAUCAAAACAUGCAUCAUCAUCAGGACAGUGUAGAAAUGAGAUUUGUUGACCAGUUUUAGUGAAAAUCUAACAAAUAAAUGCUAAAAGUCAUCCGAUGAUCUCAGACCAGCUCCUCUGACGAGAGAACCACCAUCAAUGUGAAUACUUGUAUUUUAUAUGUUUAUUAAUUGGUGUUAAUUAAACAAAACAUUUUAGGACAAAACAUU